AUGUUGUUCAAUGUGGUGGAAGGCGUGUUGGGCAACAUAGCCAAUGACCAAGUUGGGGUGCUUCCAGACUUCACCACCCUUGUUGGGCUCGAGGUCGCCAAUGAGCAACUUGACGAGGGUACUCUUUCCGGAACCGUUGGGACCGAGAAUGGCCACACGGGACGAGAGCGAGACUUGGAGGGUGAUAUCGUAGAGCUGUUGCUUGGCUUGGGUCGGGUACUGGAAGCCAACCUUGCGCAUCUUGAGGAGCGCCUUCUCCUUGGUCUUGACACCAUCGAGGAAUGGUGGGUCGGGGAAGGUAAACUUGUAGUCCUCGGCGGCUUCGAGGGUGUAGUACGACUUGGCCUCUGGGACGGCCUUGACGAACGCCUCGAGGUUACCACGGUACCUCUUGAUCUUGAAGCGGUUGAGGUGGAGGACAUCGGUGAUGUGAGUGAGGCCAGUGAGAUAGCUCUCCAACCAGGCAAUGUUGACAACAUCCAAGUGGUUAGUAGGCUCAUCGAGCAAGAGAAUGUCAGCCUUGAAGAGCAUUGCACGGGCAAGUGCAAGCUUCAUCUUCCAACCACCAGAGAGGGAGCCGAUCGAGUUUCCUUGCCUCUCGUCAUUGAAACCAACAGAGGCGAGGGUGUCAAUGACUUCUUGCCUUUCAGCGAGAAUGCGCUUGUCAGAGAGGAUAAAGUCGAGGAUGGUGGUCGACUCUUCGCUUCCGUCAAUGUCGUGCUCGACGUAGAAAGUGCGGACUUGUUCGGGGGAUGGGAAGCCCUCGACUUGGCCAUUGGUGAUGGCACGCAUGAGCGUGGAUUUACCGGAACCGUUACGGCCGCAGAGACCAUAGCGGUGGCCACGCUUGAGACGGAGGAUAAUAG
Messenger RNA from Acaulospora colombiana, 866 nucleotides. The record is from the annotation of a GenBank genome assembly. NCBI's taxonomy places the organism in Eukaryota, Fungi, Glomeromycota, Glomeromycetes, Diversisporales, Acaulosporaceae.